UCGCGUAUUUGUUUUGGUGGUGAGCGGGCCUUGGGCCAACCACAGCACAUCAUGAUACCUCAAUCCAGUUGAGUGUCUGGCGCGUGAGCGUGUUGUUGGGCGUUGCUGAUUCAGUAAAUCGCUUAAAUUUUAUUCCACUAAAUUUCGUAUUUAUAAUUAUAUGUUCAUUCCAAUAAAAACAUUCUGAUUAAUUUUUGUGUAGGAUAAAAUAUUUGUACAAUUGUGUCCAUAAAACCACAACAAAAUGUUUAACGGAAUCACUAGUCAAGUAAGCAGUUGGAUUGGUAAAAAGCAAGAAGAUGUCGAAGAGACUGUCCCUUCUCCAAAGACAGAAUUACCUGAAGAUAUUGAUAAUAAACCUGACAUAAGUCCAACAAAACCACCCAGUAAAUUGGAGAUGUUGGGAAAUGUUAAAAACCAAAUGUCAAGUUGGUUAGGAAGUGGUAUAUCUGGACUACGUAAGAGUGAUAGUGAAGUUGUACCUGAUCCUCCAGCAGAACUUUUACAAGAGGCAACUGAUGAGUCUAAAGAAAAAGAAGAUGACAACUCAAGUGCAACUGGGGAUCCUGAUACUCCUGUUUCAGAAACAGAAGAUGAUCUUGGGACUACUCAAGGAAAUGUUUCAAACAAAGCUUUACAAGGAGCGAAAUCUUUUGGAAAUUUCUUAUACAGUGCUGUAAAUAAAGCAGGAAAAACUGUAAGUGAAGCUGGAGCAAAAAUUAAAAAAACUGUUGGAGAUAAUGGAAUACUUGGAGAAUUAAAUAAAGAGCAAGAAUCAUUUUUAAAAGACAAAAAAGACUGUAGUAUUGCUGCAGUUCCACCUUGGGUUGGACAUCCAAAUGAAGAGGCAGUUAAGGCUGAAUGUUUAUCAUUAUCCACAGAUAGACGAAAUUUUGUACGCAGUCCUCCAGUUGGAGUAGAUUUCAAUUUUGAUUAUACAACAUCUUAUCCCAUAGCAUUAUCUAUUUUGUCUGAAGAUCCCAACUUAGAAAAAAUGCGAUUUGAUCUUGUACCAAAAAUAAUAAAUGAAGAAAGUUUUUGGCAAAAUUAUUUCUACAGAGUUAACUUAAUAUGCAAUGCAAAUAAUCUAGAAACAUUAGAUACAAAGGACUAUAAUGCAACAUCAAAUAUUUCUAUGGACUUAACAGACUCUGGAGAUAAUGCUUCUCACAAUUAUGUAAAAGAAACUGAAUUUGUAUCAGAUACAUUUGCAGUGCAUGAUUCUAAAGAAAUAAAUGAAAUAAGAGAAAGUUUAAAGAAAAGUUUGGGUGUUAAUUCUUCAGAAAAUGCUUGAACAGUAUGAUCAAUUUUCAACUACAAGGUGACUUUAAGUGCUUCUUUCUUUUACCUUUGAGGAAUGUGUUUAAUCUUAUACUCGCUUUAUCCUUUAUCCUUAACGUGUAACACUUAUUAAAUCUUAACAUAUUUUCUCUUAUCCUUGUGUGAUUAUUAAAUGUUUUCGGAACCGGUUUGUAGAACAUCAUUGGGAACAUGAAUUGGACACUGAGCUGAAUGAAUAUGAAAUAAUUAAAAGUAAUGAAAAUGAUAUAUCAGAUAAACCAAAUGAUGACUGUAUUAUAUAUGAUAUUAAAUAAAUUCAUGCUAUAUUUCAAGGAAGUCUUAGUUUUAAUAUUCUGUUCCAUAAUAAAAUGUAUACAAAUAUUUUAAAAUUUUAUACUUUUAUCUAUUUAGAAUAUUGAUAAUAAUUGACUGGUUCUUAGUUUUUAUUAGAAUUAUUUCUAUAUACUAUAUUUAAUCUAAUAUUAAUUACCAUUUAUAGUUAGUUUAAUAAAUGUUGUUACUAGUGAUAAUUGUUUUUUAUUAAUUUAAACUAUUCAUAUAAAAUACUCAUUAUAGCAAUAAUUUAUGUUUAUUUUUAUUAUAUUUUUUACAUCAACAAAACUAUGUGUAAACUAUCUUGAUGGCUAUUUUUAUGUGCUUCUAUUUUUUUUAUUCUAUGCAAUAAUCAAUACACAUGUACCAUUCCAUAUAAAAAUCUAUAAAUAUGAUUAAGGGUAAUAUGAGUAGUAAGAAAUUUGUACAUUUUGUUUGAGUAAUAUAUUUGCUAACAAAAUAUUUUCAUCUUUAUGGGAAGUUUUUGAAUAAUACUUAUAUUAUUUGAUUCGUAAUAAUUUCACAUCAAGUUUGAAUUAAUUGAAGUUAACUUUUUUUAAUUUUAUGAUUUAUAUUAAUAUUAAUUAAUGAUUCUUAAAUUUUUUAACUCAAAUUCAUAAUAGUAAUAAUAAUAAACCAAAUAACAAUAGAAUGUUCGUAAAUUAUAUCUUAAACUAAUAUAGACUUUAUAAUAAUAAAUUUUCUGAUUGAUUCUGACACUAUAUAAAUAAAAAAAGGUGUAGAACUGUUUUCAACAAAGUUGAUAGUUUAGGAGUUUUUCAACAAAAAAAAGUAAUCUUGGUAAUAUUGUACUAUGUAUUAUUUGUUAAUAUGUAAAAAAUUCUGAAAUAAUAUUUAAGUUAAAAUAAAUAUAAUUAUUUUAAUCAUAAAAGGAUACGUCCAAAAUAAUACAUAUGU
This is a messenger RNA of Daktulosphaira vitifoliae (grape phylloxera), 2532 nucleotides long. RefSeq names its product synapse-associated protein of 47 kDa (gene Sap47). Gene Ontology annotation, cellular component: cytoplasm; synapse. NCBI's taxonomy places the organism in Eukaryota, Metazoa, Arthropoda, Insecta, Hemiptera, Phylloxeridae. The transcript has 9 exons. The record is from RefSeq and is a predicted model, not a curated record. The coding region runs from base 245 to 1294 and encodes 349 amino acids.